Molecule: messenger RNA, 362 nt
Organism: Colletotrichum acutatum
Lineage: Eukaryota; Fungi; Ascomycota; Sordariomycetes; Glomerellales; Glomerellaceae
Exons: 1
Coding region: 27-221 (64 amino acids)
Source: RefSeq, a predicted model, not a curated record
GAGCUCUCUUACUCUUACUUUCUUUUAUGCCUCCAAGUUUCUCCAUGAACCGUUUUCCUUAUUGUUCACCUCAGUCAACAGCAACUUCCCCCCUUGCUCGUGUGGCUUGCCCACUCGUCCCCCUUUCGCAUUCCACCUCCCCCCUCCUUCGCUUGCUGUCGUACCCAGGCACGCCAGGAAAUCCUUUGAGCUCGACUGCCGUCAAGAAAUGUGGCGUAUAGUUCUUCAAGGAAGCAGUCCGAGCGCCCCGCUAUUACGCGUAGGAUCGACAACAGACUGGUUCCUUAUUCUUCCCGUGUGCCUGGGUCGUCUUUAGGGGUUUCGCAAGUGAGCUCGCGUAGGUGGCCAAGCAUCAAACUGGC